Molecule: messenger RNA, 1055 nt
Organism: Temnothorax curvispinosus
Lineage: Eukaryota; Metazoa; Arthropoda; Insecta; Hymenoptera; Formicidae
Product: autophagy protein 5-like
Exons: 4
Coding region: 206-1003 (265 amino acids)
Biological process (GO): autophagy of mitochondrion; autophagosome assembly; nucleophagy
Cellular component (GO): Atg12-Atg5-Atg16 complex; phagophore assembly site membrane; cytoplasm
Source: RefSeq, a predicted model, not a curated record
CAAGCCGCUCAGUAGCAAUCGAACGGGAUUGGCUUUUACUUUUAGAACCAAUCAAUCAAGGCAGAGUGUUGAUGAGACGAACUCAACAGUUGUGUCUGCUGAACGCGCCCAUCCUUCGACGAAAAUAUAACCUAACUUUCCGACUGUUUGUCAUCAAGCUAUGUUUUAACAAAUGUGUUAGAGUGAGCGCGAUAUUAUUAACGCAAUGGCACACGAUCGGGAGGUACUACGAGAAAUAUGGGACGGAAAGGUCCCAGUCUGUUUUACUCUCAACUCGGAGGAAAUUUGCGAUUUACAAGGGCCUGAUCCAUUUUACCUGAUGGUACCUAGAUUAAGUUAUUUUCCACUAUGUACGGAGAAGGUCCGGAAACAUUUCAUACGGCAUACACAAAGCGACAGUAAACAAGAGCAUGAGAUGUGGCUGGAGUUUAAUGGAAUGCCGUUAAAGUGGCAUUAUCCGAUUGGCGUUUUACUCGACAUUUAUUUCAACGACAUUCAAUUUCCUUGGAACAUUGUCGUCCACUUUGAUAAGUUUCCGGAGAACGUUCUAAUGCACUGUCAAAAUAAGGAAGUCGUAGAGGCGCAUUUCCUCUCUUGUAUAAAAGAAGCUGACGUCUUGAAGCAUCGAGGCCAAAUUGUCUCCAGUAUGCAGAAAAAGGACCACACGCAGCUAUGGAACGGCAUUAUGAAUGAUAAAUUCGAUCAGUUUUGGUCCGUGAAUGGUAGACUCAUGGAAGCCAGUACUGAAGAGGGAUUUAAAUACAUACCUUUCCGUUGUUAUACGAGUGACGAUAAAUACAUACAGAAACUUGUUAAACCAAUGAACGAAGAAGGCCAAAGAAAAACUUUGAAGCAUUUGUUAAACGAAGUAUUCCCGGAUCAAGAAAAUGUUACAGUGUGCACCCAUGGCAUUGUACCGCCAUUAGAGACGCCGCUUCAGUGGAUGUCCGAACACUUAAGUUACCCGGAUAACUUUCUACAUUUAAUUGUAGUCACAUCAUAAUGCUUAUUGAAGAACAGAUUUCAGUAUCAGUGAUAAAAUAAUUUUUCUGUGA